GGAACGGACUUAUUAGUUAUAUCUCCAGCCAAGAGCUAUUCCACUUACUGAACCUUUGUGGAUGGUCUUUACCAUAUCAAUCCCAGUUGUCUGUAUUCAGAAAGAAAGAUAGCAUUGGAUCAUGAAGGGCUUCUUUGCAAAGUUAACAUGGAAUGGACCAUUUAACAUCAACUAAGAUUAUCAACGCAGAUGGAAGCUUGGGAGGGUCUGCCAAAGUCGUCACUGAGACAGUAACCACUUCAAGCAGGCUGACAUCAUUACCUCCAAAGGGCGCCAGUAGUGUUCGAGUGGUCUCCUCCAGCAGCUCCUCGAGCGGAGGAGGCACAGCAGCGGAGAGGAGGCUCGUCACUCGGAGCGGCGGAGCCAGCUAUGCCAGCUCUUCCUUGUCCGGUGGUCUGUCGAUAGAGAGUGAGGAGGAGUUCGAGGAGGACACAGGUGGGGGUUUCACCUCCACCUCCACGGUGAGUGGCAGCGCAGGCUCGGCCUCGGAGGGCACCACCACCACCAGCACCACCACCCGAAUCAUCUCCACAGGAGUCUCAUCUUCAUCAUCUUCCUCAUCCUCAUCGGCCUUGCUGGAAGGGCUCGGCGCAGGAUCGAGCAGCACCUCCCGUUACCUGUCAGCAGCAGGUGAAGAAGGAGGAGAAGAAGGAGGAGGUGAAGGAGGAGGUGAAGGAGGAGGUGUAGAGUCAGCGAUGUCGUCAGGAGCUGGAGGGUCCAGCUCGGUCACCGUCACCAAGUACAGCAGCUCCUCCACCCAGGGGUCUGUAUGGGCUGGAGAAGGUGGAGAGAGUUCCACCGUCACCAAAUACAUCUCCUCUUCAGGGGGAUCUUCAUCUUUGAGUGCAGGAGGAGGAGGAGGAGGAGGAGCAGGGUCUAGCUCCACCACCGUCACCAAAUAUAUCUCCUCUUCGGGAGGCUCUUCAUCUUUGAGUGCAGAAGAAGGAGGAGGAGGAGGAGGAGGAGGAGGAGGGUCUAGUUCCACCACCGUCACCAAAUACACCUCUUCUUCAGGAGGAGGAGGAGGAGGAGGAGGAGGAGGAGGAGGGUCUAGUUCCACCACCGUCACCAAGCUCACCAAGUACAGCUCGUCUGGCGGGGGCUCCUCCAGCCUCACCAAGUACAGCUCGGCCAUCGGGAGCUCCCUGGGGGUCGGAGGAGGCUCCAGCGCCGUGACAGUCACCAAGUACAGCGCCUCCUCCAUGGGCAUGGGCGGGGGGGUCAGCGGGCGGAAAGGCUCGGCGUCGUCCUCCUCCGCCGCCGCUGCCGUCGCGUACACGCCACCCCCCGUGGAGAAGAAGACGAUGCUCACCACGCGCUCAGCGAGCUACGAAGGAAGUUCCAGUCCGACCUCGUCCCCCGAGUACACAAGGAAAGAGUAUGCUGCAGCCAGCGCGGCCACUAGGGGGCGUACUCACACCAAAGAGAGUGAGAUCCGGGCAAGAUUGCAGAGUGCUUCUCCUUCAGCAAGAUGGACUGAGCUGGAUGAUGUCAAGAGGCUGCUGAAGGGGCGCUCUGAGAGCAUCAGUCCCCCACGCUCGCCAACAAACACCCUCCCCAUCCCCAAGAAGGCCAGCGUCUCUGACGCACAAUCAGGCCAGUAUGACAGCUCUACGCUGGACUCCACCUACAUGUCCUCGGGGAGCUAUGGCUACCACGCCAGCGCCAAGAACAUGAGUCCCACCGGCACCCUGCAGACCAGCACAGUUUCUGGCCUACAGAACAACAUGAACCUGAGUGCUGCCACCAUGACUGCUGGACUCACAGCUGGCAGUGCAGUCUAUGGGAUGCAGAACAACCUGGCCACCACCACUGGGGGUGCUAUAACGUCAAACGGUCUCAGUGCUCACACAGUGUACGGUGUUCAGAAGAACGUUGGAAGCACUGCUGUAGCAUCCACCGCUGCAGUGGUGCCCAGUAGUCCAACGCCGAGCGACGACGUCUUCGCCAAAGACUUCAAGUUCAUGCUGCUGGAGAAGGAGAACGCGCCGGCCAAGAAGGAGACGGAGCGCCUGAUCAUGUCCAAGGACAGCGGCAAGCAGUUCACCACCACCACCACCAGCGGCUCUUACUCCGAGGACUCCCUGAAGAAGGAGAAGAUGAAGGUGUCCAGCGCCACUGAGACCACCACAGCCAGGGCAGACACCAGCAUUUCAAUCACAAAAGCAGCAACUAAGGACAAGGCCACUUAUGCAGAGAUCCGUAAGGAUGAGCGUGCGGGUGGUGGAGGGGGCGGGGCGCUGGGCUUCUGCUCCUGGUGGAAGUGGCUGCUGGGGAUGCUGCUGCUCUCCCUGCUGUCCCUGGGCCUGCUGUGUGGCCUCAUCGCUCUGGCGGACGACAUGCGGAAGCUGAAGGCCCGCGUGGAGACGCUCGAGAAGAGCGUGGGCGUCGCCUCCUCCUCCGCCUCCGCCAGCCGCUUCCAGGCCGGCCCGUCCACCGUCAACAUCGUCAACCCGCUGGACUCGGCGUACGCGGAGCGAGGCGGCGGCGGCGGUGGCGGCAUCGUUCGCGCUGACAACACCAUCCAGCUGGGCGCGUCUGCUCCGGGUCAGGGCACGGCGGCCGUGGACCCGGUCACCCUGCAGCGCACCGUCCAGCACCUCCUGAGAGCCGAGCUGCAGUCCGAGUCCAUACGAGCUACACUAGCGUCAUCAGUGAGGGGGGAGAGAGGAGAACCCGGACCUAAAGGUGACGCUGGACAUCCUGGAGCUAAAGGAGAGGCAGGGUUCCCUGGUAUGCCAGGUCCUCCUGGUUUGCUGGGGCAUCCUGGACAGGAAGGACCCAGAGGCCCCAAGGGAUCUCAAGGUGAUGCCGGUGCUGAUGGGCCACCAGGCCAGAGGGGUCGUGAGGGACCAGGGGGCGUCCGAGGGGAGCCAGGGCCGCCGGGCGCCGGAGAGAAAGGAGAGAGAGGUUCCCCAGGAGACCCCGGUGGUCCAGGGCCUGUUGGGCCAUCAGGGCCAGCUGGUCCCAAAGGUGAAGCAGGAGGACAUGGUGCUCCUGGUCUUCCAGGUAGUCCUGGUCCUCAGGGUUUCCGUGGCGAAGCUGGAGAACCUGGGCCAAAGGGUGACAAAGGGCCAGCUGGUCCACCUGGAAACAAAGGUGAUCAUGGUGAGAAAGGUCCUCGAGGUUCAGCAGGAGAGCCUGGUCAACCUGGUCCAGCAGGACCACCUGGAGAGAAGGGACCUAAAGGAUCUGUGGGUCUUCCUGGAGCAGAUGGCGAGAAAGGCCCCCGAGGUGAACAAGGACAAAGUGGCUUACAAGGACCUAGAGGACCAGCGGGACCACCAGGAGAUACAGGAUCACCAGGAGUACCAGGUCUUCAGGGACCACCAGGUGUACCAGGACUUCCAGGAAAGCCCGGAGACAGAGGAGAAGCCGGUGAACCUGGUAGAGUUGUUAAUGCCGCCGGGUCCAGUGCCGUGGCUAUCCCUGGACCCCCUGGGCCAGCAGGGUCCCCUGGUGCCGCCGGUCCUCCUGGGUUGUCAGGUCCCAUUGGUCCUGCUGGCCUUCCUGGCCAAUCUGGACCCAAGGGCGAGAAGGGCGAGAAGGGAGAAAAAGGAGAAAAGGGGGAGAAAGGAGAGAAAGGAGAGAAAGGCGCUGAUGGUGCACCUGGAGCUGCAGCAAAGACCAACGGGAAAGACACAGACAAGGAUGCAGCCAAACCUGAACCUGUCCCUGGGAAACCGGGUCCCCCUGGACCUCCUGGACCCCCAGGCCCGUCUGGCGCAGCUGGCCCUCCAGGUGAGGGUAAAGCCGGUCCCCCCGGACCUCUUGGUCCUGCUGGGCCACCAGGAAAGGAAGGUGUUGGCAAACCUGGUCCCCCUGGUCCGACCGGUGAACCUGGAAGGCCAGUAGUAGGAUCUCCUGGUCCACCUGGUCGCCCAGGGCCAAAGGGAGAGCCAGGUGAGGGUGGCGAACAAGGAUACCGAGGAGAGCAAGGUCCACCAGGUGCACCGGGUCCCCUCGGAGAGCCUGGUCUUGGCAUUCCAGGCCAGCCUGGACCUCCAGGACUCCCAGGAUCCCAAGGCCCAGAGGGCUCACAAGGCCCAGAAGGAGCUCAGGGACCAGAGGGUCCUGAAGGUCCACAAGGUCCAAGAGGUGAAGCUGGUAUUCCGGGUGCCCCUGGAAUUCCUGGUUAUUCCAGCAAUCAGGGCUCACCUGCUCCAGGACCACCAGGGCCUCCUGGACCUCCAGGCGCCCCGGGGGCUCCAGCAGCGGGGACAGACUCUGGAUCUGUUGGCCAGCAGAUCGCUCAGUAUCUCCAGAGUGAUGGUAUCAGGAGUUAUCUGGCGGGACAACCUGGUUCCCCGGGCCCUGUUGGUCCUCCUGGCCCGAUUGGUCCUCCUGGAUACCCCGGAACCCCGGGCUCAUCUUCAGGCCCUACUGCCUCAGUGGAUGACAUUGCUGCCCGCGUCCUUAGCUAUGUUCAAAGGGCAGGGGCAGGGGCAGGUGCAGUGGGUCGCCCUGGUCCUCCAGGACCUCCAGGACCUCCUGGUGGUGCAAGCGGUCCGUCCAUCAACGACAUCAUGUCCAUCAUGCAGAGAGAGGAGGUGAGGAGGUUUUUGAUUGGUCCUCCUGGAGCGCCUGGAGCCCCCGGAGCCCCUGGUGCACCCAGUGGGGGUUCAUACGGAGCAGAUCCACAGGAAGUGGCGUCGCGAGUCCUCGGCAUGUUGAACGAGCGUGGAAUGGUUGGACAGCCAGGACUCCCUGGUCUUCCCGGUCCUCCUGGUCCUCCAGGAUUUCCUGGGAAUGCUUAUGACAUCACCUCCUUGCUGCGGAAUUCGGACUACCAGGGCCUUCAAGGACCCCAGGGCCCGAUCGGACCUCCUGGCCUUCCUGGUCCUCCUGGACCACCUGGGUCAGGGGGAAGGAACCUGGAGGACAUUCGGGACUAUCUGACCACGGUUGGUCUGACAGGGUCCCCCGGCCCUCCUGGGCCACCUGGGCCUCAGGGGCCCCCCGGCGGGGGGAGACAAGGACUGCUGUCGUACGCCUCCAACGAGUACGAGAGCAUUCAGGCAGAGGUGCAGAAGUACUUCAGAAAUCAUAACUUUGCAGGACCACCAGGGCCACCUGGUCCUGCAGGGCCAAAGGGGGAGAGUGGCGAUCCCGGACACCCCCGAUCCCAGCUCUACCGAGGGGUCCAAACUGUGGACUACCCCAACAUGGCUCUGAGAGUGACGGACUACAUCAAAUCUCAUGACUUGCUGCGCGAUGACUUGGAGGAUCGUCCUCAGGUCAUCCAGGGACCCCCUGGACCUCCAGGUCCCCCAGGCCCAUCCGCUUCUGACCAAAACAUCUCAGAGCUCGUGGACUACAUGAAGGCACACGGAGGUCUCGUCGGCUCUCCCGGUAGACCAGGGCUCCCAGGCCCGAAAGGGGAACAAGGUUUCCCAGGGCUUCCUGGACCUCAAGGGGAGAAAGGUGAAGCUGCAUCGGGAAGACAGAGACGGCGUCGAAGCACCACAGCGUGAUCUCCAGUGAACAGAUGUCCAUCUCUGUAGUCACUUCAGAAUGUGAUUUUAGUCGACAAACCUGACAAAAUAAUGUGUAUACACCAACAACCAAUAACGAUGAUAUACCUCUUAACAAAACCAUACGCAUUUUUUUUUGCAAUCCAUCAUAGACUCUGUUCACACUUGGUUUCAAAAUGAGUCUUCGGGGAUCAGAUCGUGGACAGUGCUAAAUACAAGUGUAGCCUACAACAAAGACACGUUGUAUUUUGAUUACUCAGACCAUGUUUCAUAGUGUGUAGUAAUUAUGAAGUGUUACAGAUGUAUUUUGUAGUGUAAAUGCUAAUGAUAAUGUGUCCUGGUGUGUCCCCAACAAGGAGUCGGAAGUGAUGUAAGCAGUAACAAAAAUCUGAAUUCAGGUGUUUACAAUGUGUGGCUCUCAUUUGGUCUUUUACAUACCCUCCCUUCCUUCCUCGAUCCUCGUUCUCACUGAUCUAGGUGGCAACAAUGAGAUAGUCUGUCCAGUGUUAGUUAUAGAUCAGUGGGAACGAGCCUGGAGGACCGAGCAUCGAGGAGAGAGUUUGGGAGCCACCCAAUGUCUCUGACCUUGGGCAUGAGUUAACAGCAAUGUGACUGGACUGUCUCUGUUGUCUUUGUGUAAGCAAGACCAUAAACAUGAUUUUGUGUAUUAAUCUCCGGUUUUGUAUUCACCAUGACAUUACGGUACUUUGCAUACUGCUUGUGUUUGUUUUUUUGGGGGGAAGGUAUUUUGCAUAUAAUCUGAAUGUUUUUCUGAACUUUUUCGAAGUUUUGUGUAAAUGAUUUAGCAGUUCUGUAUCCUUGCAUGUUCUUUGCAAGUGGGAUCUGUCAUACUGUGUUUAUAUGCGGGGUGUUUCACUACAAAAAUAUGUAUAUUUUUACUCAUUUUUAUCUAGUAUUGAGUGUGGGGACAAGGUACACUAAGGAUAAUCAUGUGUACGUCACCUCAUUUUUAAUAUAGUCAGAUCCUUUGAAUGUACUGUAUGCA
Sardina pilchardus (European sardine) is the source of this 6480-nucleotide messenger RNA. RefSeq names its product collagen, type XVII, alpha 1a (gene col17a1a). The coding region runs from base 153 to 5474 and encodes 1773 amino acids. Lineage: Eukaryota; Metazoa; Chordata; Actinopteri; Clupeiformes; Clupeidae. Gene Ontology annotation, biological process: extracellular matrix organization. Gene Ontology annotation, molecular function: extracellular matrix structural constituent conferring tensile strength. The transcript is spliced from 58 exons. The record is from RefSeq and is a predicted model, not a curated record.